AGCCGUUUUGGCUCUAGCCCAACGCUGCUGGAGCGAAGUCCCAGUCGCCGCGCCACGGGAGCCCAAGAAGCGCCUCGGACGCAAUGGCCGCCCAGCGCUCCACCGCCCUCGCGGCCGUCCUGGCCGCCGCCGCGGUCCUCGCGCUUGUCGCCCCGGCCUUCGUGGGCCCGUCCGCCCCGCGCGCGGCGGGCGCGGCCGCGGGCGCCGGCGGGGCCGCGCUCCGCGGCUCCGCCGCCCCCCAGCCGCUGACCGAGGGCCAGGAUGCGCCGGCCUUCUACAAGGUCGGCAGCGCCGUGCUGUCCGUGGUGGCGGCCCUCCUCGUGGCGCUCGUGCCGGUCGCGGAGGCCCAGGCGGCCAAGAGCGGGGGCCGCAUGGGCAGCUCGAUGCCCGCCCGCGCGGCCCCGCCGGCCAGGCCCGCGCCGCCCAAGGCCGCGCCCGCGCCCCCGUCGUCCAGCACCACCGUCAACAAGACCGUGGUGGUGAACAAGACGGUGAUCGUCCAGCAGCCGGCGCCAGUCAUGGGGGCCGCGCCCAUCAUUGCAGGCCCCUCCAUGGGCGAGAUGAUCGUGGGCAACGUCGUCGGCAACGUCGCGGGCAACAUGAUCAGCAACGCCAUUCUGGGGGGAGGGAGCGGCGGCCCGAGCAGCACCGACCGCCAGCUCGAGCAGCAGCAGCGCCAGGACGAGCGCCAGAUGGACAAGCAGUCGAUGGAGCUCGAGAACCUUCGGAGGGAGGUGAUGGACAUGAAGAUCGCCAACGCGGCGAAGAGCUAGAGGGCGGCCCGCCAGCACGCCUCGAGCCUGCCGCAGGCGGCUUCGGUGGGGGAGGGCCUGCGGGCCCCCCCGCUCAGAUGCACGCGCCUCCUGUGCUUUCUCGUUUGCGUUUUCGCCGCCACCCGGGCGCCUCGCCCCGGCAGGCUGGCCACCGGAUCUCGUGUAGUCAUCAGCCAGGAGACAGUGCAGAGCAUGUCUCCUGAGGCUGCCUGCGCGAGGCGGCCUUCACACAGAGACCGGACCGCACGAGUUCCACGGCGCUCUUGAUGAAAAACAGAAGA
This is a messenger RNA of Prorocentrum cordatum, 1054 nucleotides long. NCBI's taxonomy places the organism in Eukaryota, Dinophyceae, Prorocentrales, Prorocentraceae. The record is from the annotation of a GenBank genome assembly.